ACGGGGCGCGGCGGGGGACACGGCGGCCGCCGGGCUCGGUGGAGCAACGGCGACGACGGCGGCGAAGGCGACGGCGACUGGCUCUCUUUCUCCCUCACGCUCUUGCUUUUCUUCUUCCCCCUCCUUUCCUUUUCGACUUGGUCUCAUCCGCUUUCCCUAGUGGCCACUCCGAUCCUACGGCAUGACUUUCCGGCACCACAGGGAGAAUAGGGUGCAAGCCCAGAAACUAUUUCCCCACCACCACUUGUUGAAAAACUGAUUUGGAGGGAUCUCCGAGUUUGAACAAUCAGAAAGUGCCAGAAUUUGAGGCGUCUCUACUUCACUAAGUAUCAAGACGAAAAAACUGGAAAUUAAUCAGAACUUUAUACAAAGUCAGAAUGGAACGAUUUGUAGUAACAGCACCACCUGCUCGAAACCGUUCUAAAACUGCUUUGUAUGUGACUCCUCUGGAUCGAGUCAGUGAGUUUGGAGGUGAGCUGCAUGAAGAUGGAGGAAAACUCUUCUGCACUUCUUGCAAUGUGGUUCUGAAUCAUGUUCGGAAGUCUGCCAUUAGUGACCACCUUAAGUCCAAGACUCAUACUAAGAGGAAGGCAGAAUUCGAAGAGCAGAACGUGAGAAAGAAGCAGAGGCCCCUAACUGCAUCUCUUCAGUGCAACAGUACUGCACAAACAGAGAAAGUCAGUGUUAUCCAGGACUUUGUGAAAAUGUGCCUGGAAGCCAACAUCCCACUUGAGAAAGCUGAUCACCCAGCAGUCCGUGCUUUCCUGUCUCGCCAUGUGAAGAAUGGAGGCUCCAUACCUAAGUCAGACCAGCUGAGAAGAGCAUAUCUGCCUGAUGGAUAUGAGAAUGAGAAUCAACUCCUCAGUUCACAAGAUUGUUGACAAGGAGGCUACCACCAUUGUGAUCAAGAUAAAUAAUGUGGAGUAUUAAAGUUAUGUGUUGAUUGUGUGGUUCAUUUUUAUAUUUAUUUCAUUAAAAUCAUGUGAUACAGAAUAGUUCUGCGGAGUGUAUAUAGCCGGAAAAAAAAAAAAAACUCUCACUGCUAAACUUACUGUUAAUUUUAGUCACCAAUGGUAUAAAGCAAAACGUAGGUUUAGAGUGUGCUGGGAUACCUGAAACUUGAUGGUUAUCUUUAAAAUUGGUGGUUUUUAUCCUGAAAUGUUUGUGCAUGGAAGAACUGCCCUGCUUUUUUACCUGUUACCGUUUAUGACUAUUCUUUGUGAGAGUACUUAAUUAUUUGGAUUGAAGGAAAUUGAAGCUGCUGCUAGACAAUACCACUCAACAAUAACUUAGAGGAAAUUUUUCUGAUUAGAGGAUCCCCUUUAAAAAGCAAGGGGUGGGGGGAAAUUGUUCUUACAUUUUCAGAUUCCUAACGGAAAUGACUGUUUAUUGUAAACUAUGCUGUUUGUAUAUGAUGUAGUUAUCUUAACUAUCCUUCAGUUCCUCACUGUCUCUUUCCCCCUUUUUAAAGGCUUGUUGUAUUUAGUAGCAGCUUCAAGUGACCAAAAGACUAAAAUCUUUCUUUUAAUGUCAGUGCCAAAAACCAUGGGGAAUUUUGCAGUGACAAGAUUUUAGUCUUAAUAUAAACAAAUUUUUGAACCAUAGCUUUUAUUUCAGACAUCUUGGAUUUGCAAACUUUUUUAUAUCUUGAUGUUAAAAGAAUCCAAGAUUUGCAUUUUAAUUUAAAUGGGUGAACAUUUAAUGUUUGCGUUUCCUAUUUUUACAGAGAAUUAGUAAUUGCUUUUUGGCUGACAGAGCAGAAAAUACGGAAAUUGUUUUCAAUACAUUAAUUUUUCCAUAUGAUUUUAUAAGAAGUUAUUUGGGUAACUAGACUAGAAACAAGUUUACUUAAUUUUACUUUUAUCUGCUUUGCUUCUGGUGGUAUAAGGUUUUUUAAACAUGGAUGGUAAACUGUCUAGAAAUCCUGGCAAGAUUUUUGUAGUGGAAAUCUGGCAGUAUCCUGCAUAACUUGGGAGAGGUGGGGCAGGGAAGGGCAGAGAGGAGAGUAAUUAUCAGUUCUGUUAAGGAUCAACCAUGUUCAGGCAUCGAUCUCUCUGAACUUCACUAUCCUGUAAGAUUAUCAAAGUAGCUUAGGCCAGUUAAGUCCUCUCCAUAAGAGACCCAAAUUAUAUUUUUUAAAAAGUAAACAGCUAAAAACAUGGAACAGAGCAUUUAAAAAUCUUAAAUUCUUUGAAAAUACCCAAAUUUAAAAAUAUUUAUAAAGUAUAUUUCUAUACAAAGCACUGACAAAUGAUGCCCUUUGUGACUUGUAGUUAUAUUUGAGGUCAUAUUACCAUAAAUCAUUUUAAAAAGCCAAAGUGAAUAGGAAAAAGGCUUGAUUUUAUAUUUUUCAGAAACAACAUUCAAUGUGUAGGUUUCCUUACUGACUUAAGUUCUUAGUUCAGGUUGUCAAACUGGCUCUUUUAGAUUCUAUGGGGUUUCUUUUUCCUUUAAAAAAAAAAAUUGCACUUGUCAAAAUUUGGACUUCUAGUUUUUUUCUCAUUCUAAGUUAUGUUAAGGUAGCACAAUAAAUGCCUAGAAUAUUGUUAUCAUUGAUAAAGCAUAUAUGUGAGGAGACCAGCAACAAAACAUAACCGAAAUGUACUUUGCUUUUACUUUCUCUAAAUAACCUGCAGGCGACCAUAUUUAAUUAGAAUUGUCAGGUAUUCUGAGGAGCUAGGAAAAUAGUUGAGUUUUAUAGCAUUAUUUUUAGAAUACAAAAUAAGAUCAGAUGUACAAUCAUUCUAAUUUUUUAAAAUUACAUGUGAUUCAGACCACCCCAUACUGAUUGGGUAUUAAUUUACACUAACAGCAAACAGGUAGUGACAGAACAGCUUUGAGUAGUCUGUAAGUAAUAAGCUGACGGUGUUGCCAUAGAAAAACAUCAUCAAUAGUUCAUCUUUGAGUUUCUGGUAGUUAUUACUGAUUUGAUGAUCAUUUAGGUCCCUGUCUUAAUGUAUUUCUCCUAGUAUUACCACAUACGCUGUAUCUAGGGACAUAGUCCACCCUCUUAGGAUUAUAUCACGUCCUUAGAAGUCUUACUGUUGUGGGGGGUUAAUAUUAAUGUUUCUUUACUGAUUAUGAAACUUUCGUUCCCUAAGACUGGUUAACUUUGCCUCAUAGUUUAAAAAUGUAUACAGCAGAAUGAUUGUUUUAGCCUUUUCAGAUUAGUGCAGAUUUGUGAAACCAUGGUAGGCAUAUGUUAGAUAACAAAUGGAAAUGUCUAAGGCAUAUGUUGCUUUGGAGGUGUAGUGAACAUUGUGUACAGAAGCUUUCAACCUUAACUAUGUAGUGUUAGUGUGAUGCUAUACUAUUGGAAAAAAUAGCAUUUUUUUUCUAUUUUGUAAGUUGUAUGCAUAAAUAUAAGAUUUGUAAUGUUUCCUUUAUACCUUCAACACAUACCUGUUAAUAGCGUUUUCUCAAAGUAUGAUAGUAUGUCUUCCAGAACUUCACUAUAUGCUUAUGGUUCCUAGGUUGUUGAAAUGUUGAAUUUCUUGAUUUCUUUUUGAUUCUAUGGGGCACAAAACAAGCUGAAAGGACAUUGUAAUCAUUUCUUAAUAGGGUGAGAUUUUAGAAAGAUUGUGUAUAAGAGCCUAUAUUGUUAUUUUACCCAUUAUCAUCUUUGAGUAAGACUUUAAAAAAAAAAAAAAUGCUACUUACAGGUGAUGCAUUUGGUCCUGCUGAAUUUUCAGGGACCAAAAAAUUUUAAUGAAAAUUCCUGCAUCUUAACGAUUGUAACAGUUAAGCUUGGGAUUGUUCUGAAGUAUUAAUUGCUUAAAAACAAUUCUUGUAACAGUGGCAAGAUCUCCACCCUGAAAGUUCCAUGUUGAAAAUUUUACCUGAGAGAAUUUGUACAUUAAUGUUAGUGGAAAACACCUACAAACAAAAUAAAAUUUAAGGUGACCCAAAACAAAAGCCACAAACAUAUUUGUCAUUUGGUGCUUAGUCUUUGUAAGGGCUCUUCAUGGUUUGACUUGCCCCACCUGCCAUUAAAUGAGGACAGAUCACCUUAAAACAUGUUAAUCUAAUUAGUUCUACAAUUUCAUUUUAAAAUCUUAUUAGCCUAAAUUACUUUAGCUUCUGGUCAGCACUGAUUAAAAUGUGACUAGUGAAGUGGCUCUCCUAAGCCUUGGUUUUUCUCAUCCCAUACUAUCAGGGUUUCUAAGGUAAAUACAAUUGAUAUCUAAGUGAUAUUCUACUUCUAUCCAGAAUACUGUACUAAUUAGUAAUUUACUAUGUUCAUUUUGUAUUCCCGUGCUUAUUUUCUUUGCUCACGCAUGUAUCCUUAGUAUAAAUAUGUUGCUUUUAAAGUUUUGUCUGUGACUUUUAGAAAUAAAUUUUUAAAAAACA
Molecule: messenger RNA, 4350 nt
Organism: Choloepus didactylus (southern two-toed sloth)
Lineage: Eukaryota; Metazoa; Chordata; Mammalia; Pilosa; Megalonychidae
Gene: CGGBP1
Product: CGG triplet repeat binding protein 1
Exons: 3
Coding region: 378-881 (167 amino acids)
Biological process (GO): regulation of transcription by RNA polymerase II
Cellular component (GO): nucleus
Molecular function (GO): double-stranded DNA binding
Source: RefSeq, a predicted model, not a curated record